Miscanthus lutarioriparius is the source of this 1089-nucleotide messenger RNA. The record is from the annotation of a GenBank genome assembly. NCBI's taxonomy places the organism in Eukaryota, Viridiplantae, Streptophyta, Magnoliopsida, Poales, Poaceae.
AUGUCGUCCACCACCUCGCCCGCGUCCGGUGUCUCCGGCAAAGUUCCUCUUCCGCACGUCGUGGAGGACUGCCUCGGGCUCGUCCAGCUCCUGAGCGACGGCACCGUCAAGCGCGCCCCGGCCACGCUCGUCCUCCCUGACGACGCUCCGCCGCCCGAUGACGACGCGGCACCAGUCCGGUGGAAGGACGUCGUGUACGACGAGGCCCGCAACCUGAGCCUCCGCAUGUACGUGCCGUCCGCCGCCGGAGCGGCGGUGGAAGGCGGCGCCGAGACGAAGCUCAAGCUCCCGGUGCUGGUCUACUUCCACGGCGGCGGCUUCGUCGUCGGCAGCUUCGCCUCGCCGGAGUUCCACGCCGCCUGCCUCCGCCUCGCCGCGGAGCUCCCCGCCGUCGUGCUCUCCGCCGACUACCGCCUGGCCCCGGAGCACCGCCUCCCCGCGGCGGUCGAGGACGCCGACGCACUCCUCUCCUGGCUCGCCGACCAGCAGGAGGCCGCGGCGGGCGCGGGAGCGGACCCGUGGCUCGCCGACGCGGCGGACCUGGGCCGCGUGUUCGUGUCGGGCGACUCGGCGGGCGCCAACAUCGCGCACCACGCCGUCGCCGCGUCGGGAUGGCGCCUGCCCCUGGCCGGGUGCGUGCUGCUGUGGCCCUACUUCGGCGGCGAGCGGAGGACGGCGUCGGAGGCGGGCUGCCCGGGCGACGUGUUCCUGACGCUGCCGCUGUACGACCAGAUGUGGCGCCUGGCGCUGCCGGCGGGGGCGACGAGGGACCACCCGGCUGCGAACCCGUUCGGGCCGGAGGCGGCGAGCGGUCCGGGCGGGCCCGGCGCCGGCGCCGAGCUCCCGCCGCUGCUCGUGGCGGCGGGGGACCGCGACAUGCUGAUCGACCGCAUCAGGGAGUACGUGGCGCGGGUGCGGGCGGCCGCGGGGAACAACAGGCGCGUCGACCUCGUCGAGUUCCCGGGGGAGGGCCACGGGUUCGCCAUCUUCGAGCCGGACGGCGAGGCGGCGGGUGAGUUGGUCCGCGUCGUGCGGCGGUUCGUGCAUGGCGGGGACGACGCCGCCGCCCCGGCGCCGCGCAGCGGAUGA